AUGGCGGAAAGCCCACCUGUGCCUGAGGACAGGUGUCAGUCACCUGAUGCCCUAACAGAGGUUGAGACACAGCCCCUGUCACCCAACUCACCUGUGGGCACCUCUGAACUACCAUCCCCCACCAAGGAUUUACAGAGGGUGCAGCGUAACGAAGGGUCCCAUCUCUGUAGUCCAUCUGUAGAACAAGGAGAUGCAAGCAGCCAUUAUGUCCUAAUUGCUGGAGAUCACACAUAUUCACUGACCAGAGAGCUAGAGGCUGAACCAUUUGUUUCACCCCAGAAACAGAGGACCACAGAGAAAGGAACCUCUCAUCAGCCACACGGUGAACGGCGCAAGAGGGGGAGGCCACCCAAAGACAAACCUCAUACUGUCCCAGACCAUCAGAUCCAGUCCCCUUCAGAUUCAGACCCAAGUUCACAGCCACACGGUGAACGGCGCAAGAGGGGGAGGCCACCCAAAGACAGGAAACCUCAUACUGUCCCAGAACAUCAGAUCCAUCAGGGCCUAACAGAUACACACCCAUGUUCACAGCCAGAGGACCAAACAGAGGCUGAGACACAGUCCUUGACACCCAACUCACCUGCGCCUGGCCCUGAGGACAGGUGUCCGGCACCGGUGACAAAGAGGAAGUAUACAAAAAAAUCGGAGACCCCUAAGGUAGACCAGCCGCAGGAGACUGACCAGUCGCAGGAGACUGACCAGUCGCAGGAGACUGACCAGUCGCAGGAGACUGACCAGUCGCAGGAGACUGUAAUAAAUUGGAAGAAGACCCCUAAGUUAUUCCAGCCACAGGAGACUGACCAGCCGCAGGAGACUGACCAGCCGCAGGAGACUGUAAUAAAUUGGAAGAAGACCCCUAAGUUAUUCCAGUCACAGGAGACUGACCAGCCGCAGGAGACUGACCAGCCGCAGGAGACUGUAAUAAAUUGGAAGAAGACCCCUAAGUUAUUCCAGUCACAGGAGACUGACCAGCCGCAGGAGACUGACCAGCCGCAGGAGACUGUAAUAAAUUGGAAGAAGACCCCUAAGUUAUUCCAGUCACAGGAGACUGACCAGCCGCAGGAGACUGACCAGUCACAGGAGAUCCAGUCCCCUUCAGAUUCAGACCCAUGUUCACAGCGAGAGGAACAAACGAAUGCUGUCACAAUGACACAUCCCCUGUCACCCAGCCCACCUGUGCCUGAGGACAGGUGUCAGUCACCUGAUGCCCUAACAGAGGUUGAGACACAGCCCCUGUCACCCAACUCACCUGUGGGCACCUCUGAACUACCAUCCCCCACCAAGGAUUUACAGAGGGUGCAGCGUAACGAAGGGUCCCAUCUCUGUAGUCCAUCUGUAGAACAAGGAGAUACAAGCAGCCAUUAUGUCCUAAUUGCUGGAGAUCACACAGACUCACUGACCAGAGAGCUAGAGGCUGAACCAUUUGUUUCACCCCAGAAACAGAGGACCACAGAGAAAGGAACCUCUCAUCAGCCACACGGUGAACGGCGCAAGAGGGGGAGGCCACCCAAAGACAAACCUCAUACUGUCCCAGAACAUCAGAUCCAGUCCCCUUCAGAUUCAGACCCAAGUUCACAGCCACACGGUGAACGGCGCAAGAGGGGGAGGCCACCCAAAGACAGGAAACCUCAUACUGUCCCAGAACAUCAGAUCCAUCAGGGCCUAACAGAUACACACCCAUGUUCACAGCCAGAGGACCAAACAGAGGCUGAGACACAGUCCUUGACACCCAACUCACCUGCGCCUGGCCCUGAGGACAGGUGUCCGGCACCGGUGACAAAGAGGAAGUAUACAAAAAAAUCGGAGACCCCUAAGGUAGACCAGCCGCAGGAGACUGACCAGCCGCAGGAGACUGACCAGCCGCAGGAGACUGACCAGUCGCAGGAGACUGACCAGUCGCAGGAGACUGACCAGUCGCAGGAGACUGUAAUAAAUUGGAAGAAGACCCCUAAGUUAUUCCAGUCACAGGAGACUGACCAGCCGCAGGAGACUGACCAGCCGCAGGAGACUAGGAGCCUCUCUCCUACUCUCAGCCCUCCUGGCGUCUCUUCCUCGACAAACACACCUAAGAGAGGGAGAACUAAGGGGGUCCAGCAGCAGAUCUGUCUUAGCUCCACCCCAGGCCCCAGAUCCUCCAUAGGAACAGUCAACCCUUUCUCUGUCUCUCUGUCUCCCCUGGCCCCCAGCUCUAAGCCAGACAGCCCUCAGAACACCUCACCUGUCACCUGGAAGCUGUUAGAACAUCUGGACAAGACCCAGAGGUCGACCAAGGAAGGACCCGGCUGGAGUGAAGAAACCGGCUGUAGUGAAGGAGCUGGCUGUAGUGAAGGGAGUGAAGAAGCCGGCUGUGGUGAAAGGAGUGAAGAGGCCGGCUGUGGUGAAAGGAGUGAAGAGGCCGGCUGUGGUGAAGGGAGUGAAGAGGCCGGCUGUGGUGAAGGGAGUGAAGAGGCCGGCUGUGGUGAAGGGAGUGAAGAGGCCGGCUGUGGUGAAGGGAGUGAAGAGGCCGGCUGUGGUGAAGGGAGUGAAGAGGCCGGCUGUGGUGAAGGGAGUGAAGGGGCCGGCUGUGGUGAAGGGUGUGAAGGGGCCGGCUGUGGUGAAGGGUGUGAAGGGGCCGGCUGUGGUGAAGGGGUGAAGGGGCCGGCUGUGGUGAAGGGGGUGAAGGGGCCGGCUGUGGUGAAGGGAGUGAAGGGGCCGGCUGUGGUGAAGGGAGUGAAGGGGCCGGCUGUGGUGAAGGGAGUGAAGGGGCCGGCUGUGGUGACGGGAGUGAAGGGGCCGGCUGUGGUGAAGGGAGUGAAGGGGCCGGCUGUGGUGAAGGGAGUGAAGGGGCCGGCUGUGGUGAAGGGAGUGAAGGGGCCGGCUGUGGUGAAGGGAGUGAAGGGGCCGGCUGUGGUGAAGGGAGUGAAGGGGCCGGCUGUGGUGAAGGGAGAGAAGGGGCCGGCUGUGGUGAAGGGGCCGGCUGUGGUGAAGGGGCCGGCUGUGGUGAAGGGGCCGGCUGUGGUGAAGGGGCCGGCUGUGGUGAAGGGAGUGAAGAGGCCGGCUGUAGUGAAGGGAGUGAAGCGGCCGGCUGUAGGGAAGGGAGUGAAGCGGCCGGCUGUAGGGAAGGGAGUGAAGGGGCCGGCUGUGGUGAAGGGCGUGAAGGGGCCGGCUGUAGUGAAGGGCGUGAAGGGGCCGGCUGUAGUGAAGGGCGUGAAGGGGCCGGCUGUAGUGAAGGGCGUGAAGGGGCCGGCUGUAGUGAAGGGCGUGAAGGGGCCGGCUGUAGUGAAGGGCGUGAAGGGGCCGGCUGUAGUGAAGGGCGUGAAGGGGCCGGCUGUAGUGAAGGGCGUGAAGGGGCCGGCUGUAGUGAAGGGCGUGAAGGGGCCGGCUGUAGUGGAGAGAGUUAAGAACCCGGCUGUAGUGGAGAGAGUUAAGAACCCGGCUGUAGUGGAGAGAGUUAAGAACCCGGCUGUAGUGGAGAGAGUGAAGGGGCCGGCUGUAGUGGAGAGAGUGAAGGGGCCGGCUGUAGGGGAGAGAGUGAAGAACCCGGCUGUAGGGGAGAGAGUGAAGAACCCGGCUGUAGGGAAGAGAGUGAAGGGGCCGGCUGUAGUGGAGAGAGUGAAGAACCCGGCUGUAGUGGAGAGAGUGAAGAACCCGGCUGUAGGGGAGAGAGUGAAGAACCCGGCUGUAGUGGAGAGAGUGAAGAACCCGGCUGUAGUGGAGAGAGUGAAGAACCCGGCUGUAGUGGAGAGAGUGAAGAACCCGGCUGUAGGGAAGAGAGUGAAGAACCCGGCUGUAGGGAAGAGAGUGAAGAACCCGGCUGUAGGGAAGAGAGUGAAGAACCCGGCUGUAGGGAAGAGAGUGAAGAACCCGGCUGUAGGGAAGAGAGUGAAGAACCCGGCUGUAGGGAAGAGAGUGAAGAACCCGGCUGUAGGGAAGAGAGUGAAGAACCCGGCUGUAGGGAAGAGAGUGAAGAACCCGGCUGUAGGGAAGAGAGUGAAGAACCCGGCUGUAGGGAAGAGAGUGAAGAACCCGGCUGUAGGGAAGAGAGUGAAGAACCCGGCUGUAGGGAAGAGAGUGAAGACUGCAGCAGAGGGAGGUUCCCAGACCUGCAGCUCAGAGGAGGGGCCUCCAGCCAAGCACAGACGUAGAAGCAGGAAGGGCCAUACAGCAGAGGGAGUGGAGAGAGUCGGGCUGCAGAGUGACGACAGCAGCAGCUCUCAGCCAAUCCAAUGCUCCAGACCACGGUUUGAACUACUGGAGUUGGACUCACCGGACGAAGACACAGGAGAUGCCUCCCUGUCCUCAAACCUGUCCAUCGAACUGAGCCUACAGGAAGACCACCUGACCUCACUUCCUCUUGAAGAGGAGGAGGAAGAGCAGGAGGAUGAGGAAGAUCUUCCCAGUUUCUUAAAUAACACAAAGCCGCUGUCCAUAACAGAGGGAAUAUGUGUUUGGUGCAAAUUUAGAAAUUAUCCUUUCUGGCCGGCAAUGGUGAAAAGCGUGAACCGGAAGAUGAAGAAAGCCAGCAUUGUGUUUAUUGACAACCUGCUGUUUGACAAGAAGAGGAUACGAAAAGGCUUCUCUGUGGCCCUAAAAACAUUGAAGCCUUUUGACUGUGAAGAGGCUGAUCAGCUUGUGUGUAAAGCCAGAGAGAGUUAUGAUGCUGCCAUCAAAUGGUGCCUGGAGCUGAUUGCCGACUAUAGAAUCCGUAUCGGAUGCGGCUUCACCGGUUCCUUCAUUGAAUACUUUUCAGAUGACAUAAGCUGUCCUGUGAGGAGACGUUAUCCUCAGAGUACCUCUGACCUCAACUUCCCCAGUAAGCUGAUGUUGGAGGAGCAGUUUUUGACCUCUGACCUUGGGGAGGAGGAGGAGGGCAGCGGCCGGCAGGAGGAGGAGGAGAGGAAGAAGAGGAGGAGGAGGAGGAGGAAGCUGCUGCCUGACCGCUCCAAGGCAGCACGUAACCGUGCCAAUGAGAAACUGGUGGACUUCAUCGUUAAGCAACGCCGGGUGGAGACACGCCUUCUAGGUGUGAUCAGCGGGCAGCAACAAUCUAAGUGGUUGCGAUGGUUCCUGGCAGCCAGCCGGUCAGUAGUGGACACCUACCUGGAGGAUGAGGAGCAGCUGGACCAGGUGUAUCAGUACCUGAGGGGGGUGUAUGAGACCGCCCCCCUCACCGCCCCCUGCCUGGCUGACGUAGACCGGAUACGCCUCGUACUGGACGUCCUCUUACCUGAGGCUAUUAUCUAUGCCAUAGCUGGAGUGGACAAGUUGUCACUGGUGAAGGCAGAGGACAAAUACCUAAAAGGGCCCUGUCUGAGUAAAAGGGAAAGAGAGGAGUUUGAUUGGAUGAUCGAGCAACAGAUGAAGAUGAAAGCAUCGAUUGGUCAGCGUCCUGCGAACUGAACACCACACUGCCUACUUGGCUUCCAGCCGUCAGACUUCAGCCGAGAUUAAAUCCGAGGGCAUGUUGUAUAGUGCUUGACAUUUGAAGGUCAUUUCUGAUUGAGAUGACAUCUGCAGCGUUUAACCAUGAAUGCAAUCUCCACAAAUGCGGCAACGUUGCAUUUAGUCCCGAAGUUUCCAAAUCUCAACAAAACUGUUGAGCAUUCUGGGCCAUUCAGAACUCUCUCUAAGGACAUUCAACUGCUGUAGUUCAAAGUUCAUACUAGCAGUGGUGUGACUGUGAACGUGAAACUCCUGGGAGGACGUACACCGCUGUUUAGACCAACUACCACAGUAUUUUAUCCAUCAUGGUUCCCCGUUAAGGCUGGAUGACUGUAAAUUCUGUAAAUACUGGUCUAUUUUUAUAUAGGAAAGGAAUGUCUUUUUUUUUUUUUUUUAAUAGUAAUAUUUUAAUUCCUCUUCCUGUUUGAAUUCCUGUCUAAUUAUGUGGUCAUGUAAGGUUAGCUUGUCGGUACCUUCAUCUAUACCUCUUUCUUGGUGACAGACAUAUAACAUUCUUAACGUGAAUCAUGUCAGCUCAAUAAAGCUUCCUCAGUCAUCUA
Messenger RNA from Salmo salar (Atlantic salmon), 5981 nucleotides. Lineage: Eukaryota; Metazoa; Chordata; Actinopteri; Salmoniformes; Salmonidae. The record is from RefSeq and is a predicted model, not a curated record.